CACUGAGUAAAAAAUAAAGUAAUGUUUAGAGAGAGAAAGAAGAAUAUUUUUUGGUUCAAGGCCCACAAAUACAUGUAAUCAUCAAAAUCAUGAGAUAGAGAGAGAGAGUGAGGAGGAGAAAGGGUAAAGUGAAGAUAAAGGAAUCGGGAGAGACAACCCAUUUGAUGCAUCUCUUUCUCUUCCUUUCUUGUGUUUUGGCUUUACUCUUCUUUUGAAAUUCCAAUGUCUUUUUUGAUUAUGAUUUUAGGUUAAAGCUUGUUUCUUUGAUUCUUCAACACUAUUAUUACCUUCAAAUCAUUCUACACAGCUUGCUCCAUCUUUUUAGAUAUUUUUGAGAGAUUCAUAGAUUUUCCGAUUUCUAGGGUUUUCUACAAAUUGACUCAAUUCCUCUCUGUUUGUAUCUGUAUCUUAGAUUGUAGAUUUCUGGGUCCCUUUCUUGUUGUUUCUCUUUCCGUUAAUGGUGUGAAAGCUUUCAGCUUUCUCUCUCUCUCACUCUCUCUGCUGUAUCAACAAUGGCUGAGAUCAAGAUUGCAAAAGUAGAACAAGGGCAAACCAAGAUUAGGAAUGUUCCAGUAGCUGUAACUCCUGAAGGUUUCUGGUGUUGUCCUUCUCCUGUAGCUUUUCAAAAGACUAUCAAAUCUCACAACUCUCUCAACAAACACAAACAAUCAUCUCCUCCUCCUCCUCCACUUCCUAAACCCAGACAGACGGAGAAGGAGAAGAAACCUUCGUCGACAACUAUUAGAUCCGUCAUCGCUUCCGACGAGCAACAACAGAAUUCGGCUAAUUCCGAGACCCAUCACAGUAUUGCUGUUCCGGCGAUGAUUCAAGAGAGACCACAUAGGCAAAAGGUGGAGACUUUGCCGAGAAAAGUGGCGAUUGAGUUCGGUGAACCAGGAAGUAGCGAUGCUAAAGUGAUUUUGGUAGGGAAGCAAGGUUUUUGUGUGAAGCUAAGUGUUCACAAGAAAGUCUUGGUGGAUCAUAGCAGUUUCUUUGCGAAGAAACUCGCUGAGAAAGAUUCGGUUUUUGCUUGUCUUGAGAUUGAGAGCUGUGAAGAUGCAGAGAUUUACGUUGAGACCAUUGGGAUUAUGUAUUGUAAAGAUAUGAAGCAACGGCUAAUGAAACAGAAUGUAAGCAGAGUCCUUCGUGUCCUCAAGGUUGCAGAGUUUCUUGGUUUCAGCUCAUGUAUUCAAUCUUGUUUGGAUUACUUAGAAGCUGUACCAUGGGUUGGUGAAGAAGAAGAGGAGAAAGUGAUCUCAUCGAUUCUUAGAUUAAAAACCGAAGGAGUUGGUGUCACCACUCCUGUUCUCAAAAGAGUUGCUUCCAGUGCUGUGGAUCCACCAAAAGAGACGCUCUCGCGCAUCAUCGAGCUUGUUUUGAGAAGCAAAGAGGAAAAAAGUCGCCGUGAGAUGAAAUCUAUUGUCCUGAAGCUUCUCAGGGAACAGAAUCGGAACAAUGUAGCUGAUAACUUCAACGAAACGAUCUAUACCUCUUGCCAAAACUGCUUAGACUCGGUUCUGUCUCUGUUUAAACAAGCCUCAGAGGGAGAAAACCCUGAAACAGAUACCAAACAGAUAGCUGUAGAAGCUGAUAACCUCACGUGGCUGCUCGAUGUAUUAGCUGAACGACAAGCUGCAGAGGAUUUCUCCAUAACAUGGGCAAACCAAAAGGAGCUCGCUUUGUUACACGAGAAGCUUCCUUUGAUGUCUCGUUACCACAUAAGCCGUGUGACAUCUAGGCUCUUCGUAGGGAUCGGGAGAGGAGAGUUGUUGCCUUCGAAAGACACUCGGCUUCUGCUUUUAAGCACAUGGUUGCAGCCAUUGUUCAAGGACUAUAACUGGCUCCAACACGGUUGCAGAUCGUUUGAUGGUACACUUGUGGAGGAAGGAAUUGGACGGACGAUACUGACAUUGCCGUUGGAAGAUCAGCAGAGCAUUUUGUUGUUGUGGCUUGGGAGUUUUCUUAAUGGAGGCGAUGGAUGUCCGAAUCUUCAGAGAGCUUUCGAGGUUUGGUGGAGACGAUCCUUUGUUAGACCUUACUCAGAUCGUCAGGCUAAUAAUGGUUUGUGUCAGACAGAUUCGACUUCAAAAGAGUGAUUUUAUAUUGAAAAAAAAAAGCCGAGUAAUCUUUGUUAGGCUUGUACAGUGAAUAGUAGUAAUGUAGCUAUGGAAUGUGUUGGUUUGCUGAUCUUGAUUUCCGCUUUGGUUGCUUGUUUUGGUUUAGCUCGUACCAUGGCUUUAGUGGUCGAUAUUUUUUUUUGAUGUUUUGUAUUUUUCCAUGUUUCAUGAUGCUUGCUGGAGGAUGUAUAUUUCUGAUUCGAUUUUUAUUAUACCAGUUUUAAUGUUGUGGUUUU
Eutrema salsugineum is the source of this 2353-nucleotide messenger RNA. RefSeq names its product BTB/POZ domain-containing protein At3g50780. The transcript is spliced from 2 exons. Gene Ontology annotation, molecular function: protein binding. The record is from RefSeq and is a predicted model, not a curated record. The coding region runs from base 513 to 2096 and encodes 527 amino acids. Lineage: Eukaryota; Viridiplantae; Streptophyta; Magnoliopsida; Brassicales; Brassicaceae.